AUGGCAAAGACUUCUAAUAAUUCUGAUGAACAAGCUCUGAUUGGUUUCAAGGCUGCUCUCUCUGUUGAUCCAUAUAAUUCUUUGUCCGAUUGGUCUCCCAACCACAACUUUUGCAAUUGGACUGGUGUUACAUGCUCUUCUCGUCGACAGCGUGUGGUUUCCUUGAAUCUCACAGGUAAGGGAUUACUUGGACAUAUCUCUCCAUUACUGGGAAACCGUUCCUUUCUUAGAACAGUUGAUCUUUCUAAUAACAGCUUCCAGGGCCAUAUUCCAUAUCAGAUCGGAAGGCUUUUUCGCUUGAGAAGGCUUCUUCUAUCUACCAAUAAAUUAGAAUCCUCUAUACCGUCUUCUCUUGCAGGUUGUCGAUCGUUGCAAUAUCUAAGUUUCUUAUAUAACAAUCUGAGCGGACCCAUUCCCUCUGAGCUUGGCCUUCUUCCACGUUUAGAGACCAUUUGGUUAGAUUAUAACAACCUGACAGGCACAAUCCCAUUAUCCCUUGGUAACCUCUCCUCAUUAACUGAGUUGAGAUUGAGAUACAAUAGUCUCUAUGGAGGUAUUCCCGGGGAAUUGGGAUUGCUCGGUAAACUUAGAACGCUUGAUCUCGAGUUCAAUAACUUGACAGGAUCAAUUCCCACUGCCCUUUCUAAUUGCACCCUUCUAGAAAGUGUCGGACUAGCUGAUAACCUCUUAACUGGCCACAUUCCCUGGGAGUUUGGCACCCUAUCAGAGUUGCAAGGAUUGCAUCUAUUUACAAACCAAUUCACGGGAGAAAUUCCUGGUUCUCUCUCUAAUUGUACGCUUCUUCAAAUUCUUGAUUUAGCGUUCAAAAAUCUGACCGGUACGGUGCCCUUGGAGUUUGGCAGAUUGCUUCAGCUUCGAUGGCUUAAUUUGUGGAAUAAUCAACUUGUGAGCGGAAGCAGUGGUUUGUUAUUUGUAACAGUAUUGAGCAAUUGCUCCAGCUUGUACCAUAUAGAUUUGUCUGAAAACUAUUUCACUGGCAUUAUGCCUUCUUCAGUUGGCCUCCUUCCAAGUGGUCUCGUAUAUUUUCGUUUGCGCUUCAAUGAAAUCGAGGGAAGCAUACCAGAUGAGAUUGGCAACCUGACAGGCAUAGUAAUGCUAGAUUUUGCUUCCAACCAUUUCAGUGGCACUUCCCAAUCUUGA
Messenger RNA from Cryptomeria japonica (Japanese cedar), 1161 nucleotides. Its product is annotated as LRR receptor-like serine/threonine-protein kinase EFR. The transcript has a single exon. The record is from RefSeq and is a predicted model, not a curated record. NCBI's taxonomy places the organism in Eukaryota, Viridiplantae, Streptophyta, Pinopsida, Cupressales, Cupressaceae. Gene Ontology annotation, molecular function: protein binding. Bases 1 to 1161 code for a protein of 386 amino acids.